This is a messenger RNA of Neodiprion virginianus, 5027 nucleotides long. RefSeq names its product dual specificity protein phosphatase 10. NCBI's taxonomy places the organism in Eukaryota, Metazoa, Arthropoda, Insecta, Hymenoptera, Diprionidae. Gene Ontology annotation, biological process: negative regulation of MAPK cascade; protein dephosphorylation. Gene Ontology annotation, molecular function: MAP kinase tyrosine/serine/threonine phosphatase activity; protein tyrosine/threonine phosphatase activity. Bases 15 to 1781 code for a protein of 588 amino acids. The transcript is spliced from 5 exons. The record is from RefSeq and is a predicted model, not a curated record. Gene Ontology annotation, cellular component: cytoplasm; cytosol.
AUAUUCGAGGAAAGAUGAGCGCCUCACUCGCCAGCAGAGCCGCCGCUCUCUUAGUGCCGCAGACGCAGCAGCAGCCGUCGUCGUCGUCGUCGCCGUCGCCGUCACCUCCGUCGCAGUCCUCGAACUCCCUGCAACAACGAAAAGUCUCUGUAAGACAGUUCGCACCGAGUUUCGAAACCAGCAGGAGUCUCACCUUAGCGCUGAAACGACCCGCCGAGGUGACUGUGCCGGAGGAAGAACCGGUGCUCAAACGAGCCGCUCUUCCCGACGAAGCAACACGUCAGGCGACCGAAGCAAGGCGAGACGACACCGACGGAGAAACGGGAGACGAAACGACGCCCGAGAUGAUGCCGGCCCUCACCCGCAUUCCCUCAGCCUCUUCAACCCUGCCGCGGGUCCAUCGCCUCACAUUGCGCACCGUCACAGCACCGGGUCUCGAUAUAACCCGACUGGGUGACGUCAGGGCGAUGACGACCCUGGUGUGCUGCGAAGUGUCGGCCGGGCGGCCGCGCGACGGCCUCAAACUCGCGCUGAACAGGAGUCUGAGCGAACCGGGUCCGCCGACGGAGCACCUCGGCGCCUCGACGUCGCUCUACCCGACGCUACCGUCGCCCUGCAGCGCCCCGCCUAAGCGGUGCAAGAUGGAGACCGUCAGCCUCCCGACGAGCCCCUGCGCCGAGAGCGGGACCCUCCAGCGGUCCCUCGUCCUCCAGCACGCGGUCGCCCUGGGCCCCGGGGAGCUGGCCCGCCGGCUGGAGAGGAACAGCGGCGGGGGCCUCGUGCUGCUAGACUGUCGGCCCUUCAUCGCCUACAACGUGAACCACAUACGAGGGGCGAUAAACAUAAACUGUUCGGACCGCUUCAACCGACGACGACUCCAGCAGGGAAAGGCCACCCUUGCCGACCUCGCGACCGCCCGCGAGGGCAAGGAGUUGCUCAGGAAACGGUCCUUCAAGGAGGUCGUUGUCUACGACGACUCCACCGCUGACCUGGAGCAUCUGCCGGUACAGCAUCCCCUGUUUCUCGUGCUCACCGCCCUCGUCGAGGACAACAGGGAGCCCGCCUUGCUUCUCGGUGGUCACAAAGAAUUUCACAGACGGCACAGAGAGCUCUGCGAAGACACGCUACUUCCGCCAAGCGGUUCCGCCGCCGGAUCUUCGACCGUUAGCGGAUGUCCGAGUCCCGGACCGGGAUGCCCGAUGCUGGGUGGACCGCCGACGCCGCAACCCGCCGACAUAGACAACCACCCCGCGUCGAGGGUGUUGCCGUUCCUCUACCUCGGCAACGGCCGCGACGCGGCCGACCUCCAGCUCCUCAGAGCCCUCGGGGCUACCCGCGUUCUCAACGUCACCUCCCAGCUUCCUGGAUACCACGAAGAACGCGGGAUUACCUACCGCCAAAUACCCGCCUCCGAUUCUGGCCACCAAAACCUCAAACAGUACUUCGAGGAGGCCUUCGACUUCAUUGAAGAAGCGCGUAAAACCGGAAGUAGCGUGUUGGUGCAUUGUCAGGCGGGAGUAUCGAGGAGUGCAACGAUAGCGAUAGCGUACAUAAUGCGUCACAAGCAGAUGUCGAUGGUGGAGGCUUACAAGUUGGUGAAGAUGGCGCGGCCGAUAAUAAGCCCGAACUUAAACUUCAUGGGACAGCUUCUGGAGCUUGAACAAGGUCUUCGGGCAGCCGGCGGAGUCGGAGCGCCCCAAGAAGAACCGAAGAGCUGCCAUCAAUGCAGGUGGAGUCAUCAGCAGAACAGCGAGGAGGUAACGUCCGGCUGCAGCGUAUGAGAAUAUGCUCUGCGUUCGGGGCUUGAUUCCGAAGGGAAUACGCAGCCUCGAAUUAUUGAACAAAUCUUACAGUUACUGCAUAUGGCCGCUUAAUAAGAGAUAAGAGACGACGACGAUUUGGAUAGGGAGUGGUACACGUGACGGGUGAUCGGGAGGGGGAGAACGGGAUGAGAGAAUCUAAGAGAGGCGAGAUGAGGACGAGAAGGUGAAGGAGAGAACGAGGGAGGAGCGGAGCGAAGGAAAAGCGUCAGAACUACCUUACCUUAAUAUACCUACAUGAACUACAUAUCCGGGAUCGCGUUUGUGCGAAAAAACGCUAAAUCUUGAGCUAAUCAUGUGCCUUGUUCGCCUAAGAACCGAAAGGCUGAUCACUAUUAAUUUAUUAGCGAGAAAGCGAGUAUAUGUGAAAGAUAAAAGAAAAUAAAGAGAGAAAAAAACAAAACGAUUGGGAGACGAAACUAUACGGGAAGAUGGAAGAACCACAUUUGCCUUAUAGAUAACAAGAUACAAAAUACAAGAGACAAGAUACAAGAAACAAGAUGGGAAAAAAGUAAGAGAAAGGAGCGAUUUGCGUGCGUGUUUAAAGUAUAAUGUGAGUGACGUAUCACGCGCGCCAAGACGCGUUUUACCUUAUAUGAUAAUAUGUAAUUUAUUGAAUGAAAAAUGAUACGAGGAAGAGAAAAGAUAUAAGAGAAAUUACAGAGUAGAAAAAAAAAAACGACAAGUAAAAUCUGUUCAAAAAAUUAAAAAAAAAAAAACAAAAAAAAACAAAAAAAAAACAAAAAUGAUUACAAAGUAAAAUAUUUUUUAAAAAUUAAUUAUGUUUGGUAUGUUAAAUGAAUGUUUGCAAGACCACCAAAUGUGUCAAUAGACGGCGACACAAAAGAAGGGUAGCCAAAACGGUGCAGCGGUGUGACUGCUGUACGAUGAGGUUCGUGAUCGAGGAAUAAAAGAAGUUAAGAAAGAAAUCUGGGAUCAUUUGACUUUUGGCAGAACUUGGAGUUCGGAAAUAUAGUCUUCAUCGAUUAGGCGUAGAUAUUUUUGCAAACAGAUUGAAUUUCUUUAACUGAAAUACAUAAAUAGUACUUUGAAACGAGCUUCGAGCCUUUUGUUGACGAGUAAUUUACUAAUUCUGGUUGUGAGGCGAAAUUUUUUUCUCUGGACCUUUCUGAAAGGUCGACUGAACCAAUUCGCAUUUCGCAGACACACCGCUCUGAUAAAAUUGAUGGAAAGGAUUAAUUAAAUGCAGAGGUACUUAUUGAUAAUUAUAUUGUUAUAUACGUAGAAAAAGAUUUGCCAGUUGAACAAAGCUUUUACCUGCUGUCACGAAUCAUUACAGCUACAUUAGAUAAAAAAUCACAUACUCGUCUUAUGAAACGAUUUCAAUUUUGGGUUCGACGAUGAUUUAUUUUACCAACUCGCUGAAUAUCAUGGCGGUAGAAUAAAUCUUUAUUCAACUGACAUUUCGUCCCAUAUCUCCCUUACCGCGUGACGAAAGACUGAGUAUACUUUGCGAAAAAAUAUAAUUCAUUUGGAUGACUAAUAUCGUACAAUAAUCGCAAAAUUGUAUGCACCGAUUGGCUGAUUUAUAGUGAAAUAAAUAAUCGAAGAUUGUACGUUGCAUUGCAGUGUGGUGUGGUGAACACGUCAAUUCUUGUGUAUUCAAUUUUCAUGACAUUGCUUCCUGGUUUCAAUAACCAUCAUGGUACGAUAAUUGUAGAGAAAUGUCUAUUAGAUGUCCUUUAUUGUUUAAACAAGUGUUUCUCCCACGAUAUUCAGAAAAAAAUCAUUGAAAAACAUGCAGGUUUUCUGCAGUUUUUUUUUUGCCCCUUGUGCGAAUGGGUUGUUUUUGACGAACAUCUUAAGACGGCUGCAACCGUAUAAUGAUGCAUGCUGCUCCGCACGGGCAUUCGUGUCCACUGCAUACAUACCCUAUCAGGCGUGGCGGGUGUUGGCAGUAAUUAUUAUUAAGCAUUAACGGAAGGUUGAAAAAUUUGGAUGCUGUCGACAGCUACGGAUCACCGACCACUCCUGAAACGCGUGCACCCUUUGAUUUUGACGUAUGAUUAGAAGUUUGGGUCGUCGUUAAAUUUUGGCAUCUACAACGUCGAUAAUAUGAACAGAUCUUGCAGAUGCGUACGGGUUUUAAAACGUGUUGUAACAUGUGUUUGCUGACAACCGUGCGUAUCUGUAAUAUGUAUAAAGCGUAUAUUUUAGAUUUGAAACGAGAAUUUGCUAUUUCAGUCAGGUGAAGUGAAAUGUAUGAUUAUGAUAAUGAUACGCGCAUAAGAUAUCAGGUAGUACACAUCGUUAAAUGAAUAAGAUAUGUAAAGUUUUAAGUGCGAUGAAAUAGAGUAAAACGAAGAAAAAAAAUAAUAGAAAGGAUAAAAAUAUUGGCGGCGUAGUCGUAUGACAGAGGCCCCUUAUCUAGUCGUUUAGUUUGUUGGGACUAAUUAUUUGAGUGUACAUAAUAAUAACUGUAAUAAUAAUAACAAUAACGAAUAACGAUUAUUAUUGUAAUGAUAAUAUUAAUAAUACAUAAUGUUAGUACGAUGUGGAACACAAUAAGGAAAGAGUAAGCUUAUUAUAAGCUCCAGUGCGAUGAAAUUAUUGAAUGUGGAAGUACAGAGAUGAAUGUAUAAUGAUAUAGGUAUAAUAAUGAUAAUAAUAAUGUAUACAUAUACAGAGACAUACGAAGGAGAAAUUGUAAAAAGAAAAAAUGAAAAAUGAUUGAUACUAGAGAAAAAAGAAAAAAAAAAAAAAAUACAAUCAUUCAAUCAAAGGCUGUGUGUAAAACAAGCGAAAGAGAUCGCGAUCGUGUCACCGGCUAUGCACGACCCCGAUGGAAAGAAAUGGAGACCAAUUUGCUCUGUGGAUAUUUCUAAACUCUACGUACCUAUACACAUAUUACGCGACUUAAUAAGACUUUAAUCCGUAAUACACGUCGUUAUAUACUUAUGCAUAAAUGCUUCCUCUAAUUCGUUGCACCUGUUAACAGAAAGCAUGUAAACAAACCGUUGAAAGUUUGUCGAAAUUGCGCCAAAGAAUGGUGAAUGGAAUGGAGUGUUGGGGUCCAACAUAUUCUAAACACACCAUCUGGUGGCAGAACGCAUACCGAAUACACUCGCAACAUGGUUGUGUUUAAUUUAGUGUACAUAAAAAAAAAGUCUUCUCUUUUGUCUCGUAUUUUUUACUCUAUAAAUAAAAUCAAUGUAAUUCAAAUAAAAGCCCAAAAUUUUUCACGAA